Messenger RNA from Dothidotthia symphoricarpi CBS 119687, 652 nucleotides. RefSeq lists its product as uncharacterized. NCBI's taxonomy places the organism in Eukaryota, Fungi, Ascomycota, Dothideomycetes, Pleosporales, Dothidotthiaceae. The record is from RefSeq and is a predicted model, not a curated record. The coding region runs from base 242 to 526 and encodes 94 amino acids. The transcript is spliced from 2 exons.
CUGUUAGUUUAGGUAGGUUCGAUUUCGUUUCUGAAGAGUCUAAUUACUGCUUGGUAUAUAUACUUUCGUUCCGCCCUAUCUCCUCAUGACACCUUGCCCCACCGCCCAUUAUUCAGCUACCCUUUUAUGAUACUCGGCUAUCUUACAUUCUCUUAUUUUGCUGGACACCUCCCUCACUUUGACAAUCUCAACGCUCUUGUCUCACCCUCGCCUACAAUCUAUACACCUCACAUCAACCAACAUGGGUGUUAACGCAGAACGUAUAGCUGGCCACAGCAACCUUUCUCUCGCCCAAGCUGUUUAUAUCGCUCAGAACAGUGACGGAGGAAUCGAUCAGCAGCUGGCUCGGUUCCUCGAGAAACGGCUAGCACAAGUUUGGUCAAAGCUUAAUGCUCAACCUAACUCUUACAUGCUGCCAUCAGACGAGUUCGCCCUUAUCAACUACUAUCGACAACGUUUCGGUGACUCGGAAGUCCUGAAGAGCGCUACAAAACGGUUCUGGGACAACCAUACGGGGACUCAAUAACUUUUCAACUUUUCCUGAUCGUUGCACUUGCGAGUUUUGAAGCAAGCACAAUUUGAGAUAUUUUCAGCAUUCAACGGACCGGAAGCCAUUAGGAGUUUUUGCAUUUUUCGCACGAUACCUCUGACA